Molecule: messenger RNA, 975 nt
Organism: Eutrema salsugineum
Lineage: Eukaryota; Viridiplantae; Streptophyta; Magnoliopsida; Brassicales; Brassicaceae
Exons: 3
Coding region: 1-975 (324 amino acids)
Biological process (GO): telomere maintenance; DNA repair
Molecular function (GO): DNA helicase activity
Source: RefSeq, a predicted model, not a curated record
AUGUCUGAUGAUGGCAAAAAUCCUGGCUCUAUUGGAAUAUCUAAGUUCACGGCUUGGAUGAAUUGCAACAAAGAAUAUCCGGAAGCUGCUAGCCUAUCUCAGGAGCAAGUUAAAGACUUUGCUCUGGUUGAAAUAGAACUUCUUUUACGUGUAAGCGGGAGAACUUUAAAAGAAUUCACACUUAUGCCAUUUCCUGAAGAUAUUACUCUAGAGUCACAUGAUAAUCCUCUUAUUCGGGAUGAGAGGAACUACAAUCGCGAAACUCUUAGAGUUAGAAACGAGCAGAUGUUAGCCACUAUAACCAACAAGCAGAGAAGUGUUUAUGAUGAGAUCCUAGAAGCAGUAAAUAAGAACAAGGGAGGAUCUGCUCUACGUUCCAAAGGUCAUGUUGUUCUUAACGUUGCAUUGAGCGGGAUUGCUGCGUUGCUAUUAGAAGGAGGCCAAACUGCGCAUUCAAGAUUUUUGAUCCCUAUUGUGGUUAAUAAGUUUACCUUCUGUUCAAUCAAGAAGGAAUCGAAUCUUGCCGACCUGAUAAGGCUUGCUAAACUCAUUAUAUGGGAUGAGGCGUUGAUGAUGAGUAAAGACUGCUUCGAGACUCUAGAUAGAACAAUGCAUGAUAUAUUAGAAGUUGACAAGCCCUUUGGUGACAAGGUCAUUGUUUUGGGAGGGGAUUUCAGGAAAAUAUUGCCAGUGAUUCCAAAUGCUGGGAAGACAGAGAUACUUAUGGCCACUUUGAAUUCGUCACCUCUGUGGUACAAAUGUAGAGUAUUGAGACUUACACAGAACAUGCGACUUAUUGCUGGAGAUAGUAGCCGUGCGAUGCUUGAACGCGCUGCCUUUACAAAGUGGAUCUUAGAUAUUGGUGAUAGAACGAUAAAUGAUGAUGGGAGUGGUGAAGCCGAGAUUGAUAUUCCUGAUGAUCUGUUGAUUGAAGACUGUGAAGAUCCUAUAAAAACGAUCGUGAAAGAAAUUUAA